UUUUUUUUCUUCAUGUAUAAAUUGAUAAACUGAGAACAUAUUAAUCGGCAUCUCCAUUCAUUACUACUUUACAAUCAUUCAGUAGAGCAUUGAUAACAUCUGCACUUUCUCGGUUGCGCCGAAAAUUAUUAUAAGCACAACCCUUACGACAACCACUGCCACAUUUAUAAUUUAAAUCCACGGCGCUUAGUGGUGAUUAUUUCGGAUACCAAUGUUCAUUUGCACCUCAGCCGUCCUCGCGGCUGUCGCCUUCCUUGUCGGACCUGCGACAGCAAAAACUGACAUCGGUGGGUGUGUGUCCACGCAAACUGUGGCCUACGGUGGCGCCAGCCUCAUCUGGUAUGUCCCAGACACAGGCGAGAUCUGCGAGUUCCUCGACUGCGGCGGCGGACGUGCGCCGCCAAAGACAACCGUCCCCGGCUGCCCUUCCUAUGAAGGCACGGCCACGUACUCGCCCAGCUACUUGCCCGGAUUCGGAGCCACCGUGACGUCGACGUCUUCCACCAUCGUCGUGGCUACCGAGUCGUCUGCAUCGGAGGGUGCUUCUUCCGAGAUUGUUUCCUCGCCACCCGUAACUAAAUCUGCGGUAACGGUCACCUCGUCCGUGCCUGCGCAGACUCAGACGGAUUCAAGUUCGAUCACUGCAUCUCUUUCUGUUACGGGCUCGUCAAGUAGCAGUGUAUCUACGGGUGGUGCAGCACUUCCCACUGGGUCAAUAAAGGGUCCUAUCGGUAUCAUGGCUGGACUAGCUGUUGGUGUUGCUAUAUUGUGAGACGGCUCUUAAACAUACCUAGGUAGAGUUAGGUGAUCAACUGGGUCAUACGAAUUGUAGAGACUGUCCUUAGCUUCGAUGUACACGACUGACGGACACCGGUUCUAUUUCGAUUGCAGAAGUAUGCCAGAUGAAUCGACCGUGAUAAUAUGUA
Molecule: messenger RNA, 926 nt
Organism: Xylaria bambusicola
Lineage: Eukaryota; Fungi; Ascomycota; Sordariomycetes; Xylariales; Xylariaceae
Exons: 1
Coding region: 212-772 (186 amino acids)
Source: RefSeq, a predicted model, not a curated record